This is a messenger RNA of Rhodofomes roseus, 1953 nucleotides long. RefSeq lists its product as uncharacterized. Bases 1 to 1953 code for a protein of 650 amino acids. NCBI's taxonomy places the organism in Eukaryota, Fungi, Basidiomycota, Agaricomycetes, Polyporales, Fomitopsidaceae. The transcript has a single exon. The record is from RefSeq and is a predicted model, not a curated record.
AUGGACGAAAAAGCGGUUGUAACCACGCCCAACGCAACGUGGAUGCCGGAGUUCCCCGUCGCAGCACCCGGCCGGAUCAGUACGCGGGAGGACGGGCGCUGGGGACCCCAGGAGUAUACAUUGUGGCCUCAGUUGUACCAUAGAAAAGUCUUACACCAUGCCUGCAUCCCCGUUCAGGGGCAAGAAAUAGACGGGUUCAAUCUCGACAUCGACGACCUUUGGGACUCAGUUCCGUGGAAUGGGUGGGCGGCAUCCUCAGAGUGUGGGGUGCCCGACCUUGGUUUCCUUGACAAACCCUACCUGUACAUCCUCAAAGCGACGGCUGGGCGUAUCGACGCCAACUAUCAAAUGUCCGCGCGGUCACAACGCGAGGACCACAACAAAUUCGGCGCUCAGCUACUUUCUACCGUUGAUCAGGCGAUCGACCAACUCACCAUCCUCCCGAUGUCCCGCGCGCGCGCCAUCGCCCUCGCCGCCCACGUUCAACGGCUUCUAUUGGAGCUCUGCGGACUACUCGUCUUGUAUGAGAUCGUACAGCCGCGGGUUCUCGACCCCAACAAUGUCGCGAAGAACGUUCUGGCGGUUCGCGGCGCUUUCACAACCGAGGCCGGAACGGCGCAAGUCCUCUUCCGCGUCGGCAUUCCCGUCUGGUACAUCCAGCCCCUCACUCGCUUGGUGCGGGUCGUUGAGGUCCACACGUUCCCGACGGCGAUUGCCUCGCGUUUGAGCGAGGAGGUCUCACGCCCGCAGUUGUUGUCGGAUGGUGGUGAUUUGGCGGGUGUUGUGCAGCAUCCAGGGGAUUGGCCGUUUGCGAUGCAGCAAGAGGUCCUGAAGACCCUUUUGGGUGUCAAGAUCCCCCGCUUGAGCAGUGCAGUGCCAGUGUCCUCGGGACCACCCCCGGCCAAGAAAGCAAAAUCCGAUGUCCCUGGUCAUCCCAAGCCUGAACACGCCGGCCCUGCUGCUCCCGGAGGUUCAUCGCGCCGUAGCACGCGUCGGGGAAAGCGAGCCGCGCCGCAGCAGCAGCCGCCACUGCACCCGUCGCAACGGUAUCAAUCGCUUGAAGGAUGUGCCGUGGCCACGGUUUGGGCGGAUGCGCUGGCGGCCGUCGGGACACUGGCUACCCCGCCAUCACCGUCAACAUAUUACUGGCCGCCCCCGUUCCUGUUUGAAGGAGGCGGCGAGAAGUGCAACAGGUAUUACCAUAACUACGCCCGCAUUCGCCAGUUUUGCCGGCAGCGGCUACUUGAUCCAACUCUAAGGGCCGAGCCUUUGCGCAUUGCGGAGUGGCGCGAUGCUCUUUGGGGUGACUACCGCACUCAAUCAGUCGACGUCACAUCUCCCGACAUGGACAAGCGCACGAAGGAGCGCAGGCAAUUGCAACAAGCCAUCCGCCGUCUGUUCGCAGGCGUCGCUGAGUUGCCUAGCUACGACGCUGCAACGUCCCCGUCGUGGGGCGCUAGGGCUGUCAGCGUGGACGACGCGAAGGAGGGUUCUUUCCAUGCCCAGGUCCUCUGGGAGGUGCAUGAGGUGAACUGGCGCUGCGAGAUGCGAGAGCUCGAUGCCGAGCUAACGCAGUCGCGCGAGUGGGACACGCUCGCUCGUUGGGAACGGGAGGCACGCGUCAGUCGGAUCUGGAGUUCGAUUGGGUCUGGGCUGCGCCUGUGGCCCUGUUGGGAGAAUGACGAGACCACCCGUGCGCAAUGGACGUACUCGGACGAUGAGGCUGAUCAAAGUCACGCUCGUUCAACCCUGUGCGAGCUGCUCGCGGUCAUAGCGCGCUGGCCAGGUCUUCCUGAGGAACUCAAAGUCUUCCCGGACGCCGCCAUGGAUUGGCCCUCGGACAAGUUUACCACUGUUCAGCGCAUUGCCGUCGAGUUCUACGUACACACCUUCGUCCGUGUCUUUAAACGGCUUCCUAUCCCACCCGCUGUCGUUCCCGUCAACUGGCCGUGA